GACUAAUGAAACAGAUUUGAUAUAAUCGGGUGCAGUACAGAACAUUACCCGUGUAAAUUAGCUCUAUAUGUAACCAAAAUCGCUAUCGACAGGCAAAAUGGCCAUCUUGACCCAAAUUUUCUCAACCAAUGAAUUGGAAUUUGCUUCCCAACUACUGCACCUUGCCGUUACCCUGUCGUCCGUGCAUGUAGUGUUCUAGACUUUUUGUAUCGUUUACUGUUUGACCUUUCAUCUAUUGGCCUCAUUUCCUGGUCCUUGGCUGGCUACUAUUUCAGUAUGGUGGCUCUAUUACGAGGAAAAAGGCUGGCAUGUCGAAGAAAAUUUGAAGGUCUUACACCAAAAAUAUGACACUCAUAUUGUUCGUAUCGGGCCGAACGAGCUGCACAUCGACGAUGUCUCUGUCUACGACGAGAUCUACUCCCAAAGGUACCGUUUUCUGAAGGAGCCUGGCUUCUAUGCCUCCUUCAAUGCACCGAACACCGUUUUUUCUGAGUGCAUGCCAGCUGUUCACCGUGAACGCCGGAAGAUGAUAAAUCCUUUUUUCUCAAGGCAAGGUAUUGUCGCAGUUCAAUCCCUUAUAUACGCCAAAGCCAACUUGAUGAUCAACAAGAUGCGUGGAUUCGAAGAGGAUGGAGCUAUUCACCUUUACAGUGCCAUCCGGUGGCUUUGAAUUCUUCGAGGUCUUGUCUUUUGCUAAUUGAACGCCUUGAUAUACAGAUGCUUGACUAUGGACUUCAUUGCCGAGCACUCAUUUGGACAGUCUUUUGGCCUUCUGGAGAAUUCCAAGGAUCGCACAUUUCGGCCUGACAUUCUCCUUGCUUUCGAUUUGACUUUAGAAGGCUUACUAAACUUCCGCUACUUUCCAAUCUUGCGACUAUUUAGCAACUGGAUGCCUGCAGCAUUAAUGGCCGCUUUAGAUCAAAAAAUUUCAAAAUUCAGGAGCUAGAGAUGACCUUGAGAGAGGCCAAGGCAUCAUUCGAUGAGGCGCACGCCAAUGGCAAGAAAUUCGAACGUGUAGCUCUUUUUGACUCACUUUCAAGUCUAUUUAAAAAGCAGACACAUUCCGAAUCCAUUGAUAUCAUAACCGCUGGUUCAGACACAACUGCAACAACCUUAGGAUAUCUAAUCAACAGUGUUCUUGCGAAUCCCGAUAUCUUGCGGAAAUUGAGAGCUGAGCUGGAUGCUGGACUUCCAGAUAAGAAAGCGAAUUGGCCUUUAUUAGAGCUUGAAAGAUUUGAAUACCAGACUGCCUGUAUCAAGGAGACUCUUCGCUGUGGAUUGCCUCUUCAAGAACGCCUUCCGCAAAUCGUUCCUUAUCCACAGCAAGGUGCUUUACCGUUUGUAGUUGAUGGAAAGGUUAUAACACCUGGGUCAAUUGUUGGAAUGUCCGCUACAACGAUGCAUCACAGCGAAUCUAUCUGGGGUCCUGAUAGCCAAGUUUUCAAGCCAGAAAGGUGGUUGGGUCCUGAUUCGAAGCAGCUUGAGAAGUUUUUGGUCACAUUUGGGAAGGGUGCAAGACAAUGUAUAGGAAUCAAUUUAGUCUACGCUGAGCUGCGUAUCGUGGCGUCAAAAUUGUUUAGAUGUCUUGAUAUGUCUCUCGACAGCAGUAUGACGAAGAGCGAUAUGAAUCAACUUGACUGUUUUACAACGUCAUUUGAGGGAAUUGGUGUACGAGUUUUCAUUCGGGGGGAACGUUCAUGAUUCGUUAGUGAACGAUUAUGUAGAGGAUAAAUGGAUUUAUUAUCAGCAAGAAUCAUUCUUGAAUAAGGGUUGGAGAUGAUGGGUUGUCUUAUUGUGUAUCAAUCUAAAGAGAAUUUUCAUGAGAUAGCUAUUAUAAGUAUAGUUUUCUUUACGAGGAGGAACUAGAUAGUAAAGAAUGCGA
Botrytis cinerea B05.10 is the source of this 1882-nucleotide messenger RNA. RefSeq lists its product as hypothetical. Gene Ontology annotation, molecular function: heme binding; iron ion binding; monooxygenase activity. The record is from RefSeq and is a predicted model, not a curated record. The transcript has 7 exons. NCBI's taxonomy places the organism in Eukaryota, Fungi, Ascomycota, Leotiomycetes, Helotiales, Sclerotiniaceae. The coding region runs from base 949 to 1701 and encodes 250 amino acids.